Carlito syrichta (Philippine tarsier) is the source of this 1682-nucleotide messenger RNA. RefSeq names its product acid sensing ion channel subunit family member 5 (gene ASIC5). Gene Ontology annotation, cellular component: membrane. Gene Ontology annotation, biological process: sodium ion transmembrane transport. Gene Ontology annotation, molecular function: ligand-gated sodium channel activity. Lineage: Eukaryota; Metazoa; Chordata; Mammalia; Primates; Tarsiidae. The coding region runs from base 42 to 1559 and encodes 505 amino acids. The record is from RefSeq and is a predicted model, not a curated record. The transcript is spliced from 10 exons.
AUUGGAUAUGCCCGGAGUGCUUCUGCUUACUGAAGUUGCAAAUGGAGCAGACUAAGAAAUCAAAAGCUUAUCCUGAGAAAGGAUUCUUUGAAAACAUAAAGUUGAGCCUUUCAAAGAAACCACUGCCAUCUCCCACUGAUCGGAAGAACUUUGACCAUGACUUUGCCAUCUCUACUUCCUUUCAUGGAGUACACAAUAUCGUUCGAAACCGGAGCAAAAUUCGCAAGGUGAUCUGGUUGGUGGUGGUCCUGGGCUCCAUCUCCCUCGUAGUAUGGCAGAUCUACAGUCGCUUGGUCAACUACUUCACAUGGCCAACCACAACGUCUAUAGAGGUUCAGUAUGUGGAAAAGAUGGAGUUCCCAGCAGUGACAUUUUGUAAUUUGAACAGGUUCCAAGCAGAUGCUGUAGCAAAAGUUGGUGCUAUUUUUUUUUUAUGGCAUAUUGUAUCCAAAGUUCUCCAUCUUCAAGAAAUCAGUACCAACACCACGGGCUUUAAAGAGGCUACUGAUUUUGUUUCAAGUCACCAAAACUUCAGCAUUGCAGAAUUUAUCAAGAAUAAUGGUUUUUAUCUCAACAGUAGUACUUUGUUGGACUGUGACUUUUUUGGAAAGCCAUGUGGCCCAAAGGAUUUUGCACAUGUCUUCACUGAAUAUGGAAAUUGUUUUACUUUUAAUCAUGGUGAAUCUAUGCAAGCAAAGAAAAAAGUGAGUGUCUCCGGAAGAGGGUUAAGAUUGCUCUUCAAUGUUAAUCAGGAAGAAUUCACUGAUAACCCCACUCUUGGUUUCGUUGAUGCUGGGAUCAUCUUCGUUAUCCAUUCACCGAAAAAGGUGCCGCAGUUUGAUGGUUUAGGCUUGUCCUCACCUGUGGGGAUGCAUGCACAGGUGACCAUUCGCCAAGUGAAGACAGUUCAUCAAGAAUACCCUUGGGGAGAAUGCGAUCCUAACAUCAGGCUACAUAGCUUUAGUACCUACAGCACGUCUGGUUGCUUGAAGGAAUGUAAAGCCCAGCACAUAGAAAGGCGAUGCGGAUGUUUGCCUUUUCUGCUUCCUGGAAAUGGGAUAGAAUGUGACUUACAAAAAUACUACAACUGUGUUUCUCCUAUACUUGACCACAUCGAAUAUAAGGGAUUGUGUACAAUGGGAACACAUAAUUCUAGCUGCCCUGUUUCUUGUGAAGAAACAGAAUACCCUGCAACUAUUUCUUAUUCCACUUUUCCAAGUCAAAAAGCUUUGAAAUAUCUUUCCAAGAAGUUGAAUCAAAGUCAGAAAUACAUCAGGGAGAAUCUUGUAAACAUUGAAAUAAACUAUAGUGACUUAAACUAUAAGAUAACCCAGCAGCAAAAAGCAGUGAGUGUGUCUGAGUUACUUGCGGAUGUUGGUGGUCAGCUGGGCCUAUUUUGUGGGGCCAGUCUGAUUACAAUUAUAGAAAUUAUUGAAUACAUAUUCACCAAUUUCUACUGGAUAUGCAUUUUCUUUUUGUUGAAGAUACCUGAAAUGACCCAGGGGACUCCUCCACCUCAGAAUCACCUGGUUAAUAAAAAUAGGAUACAGGAAUGCUAAUGUUCAUUUAGAAUAAAACCAUUUGUGUUUCUCUUCACAAAACCAUUGAAUUUAUCAUGACAAAUUCAUCACUAUGUGAUUUAAUGGUGUAUUUUUUGUGGUUCAAUAAAAGCCAUUGAAGAU